Messenger RNA from Chionomys nivalis (European snow vole), 9227 nucleotides. RefSeq names its product solute carrier family 7 member 14 (gene Slc7a14). Gene Ontology annotation, cellular component: plasma membrane. The record is from RefSeq and is a predicted model, not a curated record. The transcript is spliced from 8 exons. Lineage: Eukaryota; Metazoa; Chordata; Mammalia; Rodentia; Cricetidae. Gene Ontology annotation, biological process: amino acid transport; transmembrane transport. Gene Ontology annotation, molecular function: amino acid transmembrane transporter activity. Bases 308 to 2623 code for a protein of 771 amino acids.
GUGCGGAGGGGUUUAGAUCUGAAUAAUUGAGAAGCGAUUCAGCAGCAGCCGCUGCCUCCCGUCUUCCUUUACCACCAUCACCGUUCCCAUCUCAGCUCUAAGUGCAGAUCGCCGGCCAUCAGCGUCCAGGUCAUCACCUCCAGCCCCUCUGACGUUCAUGUUCAAGUCAAGACGGCUUUGGGUCCCAGUGGGCCUUUCUUAAAAGGACACACACUCAUUGCUCCAUGAGUUCAAGGGCCAUCCACUAAGGCUUCUUUCUGUAUUCGUUUUCCAUCGUCAAACCUUCACCGCAACCCUACCUUUCGCGAUGAGUGGCUUUCUGGCCUCCGUGGACCCCCGGCGGGUGCAGUGGGGGGCUGCCUGGUACGCAAUGCACUCUCGGAUCCUGCGCACCAAGCCAGUGGAGUCCAUGCUAGAAGGAACCGGGACUACCACCGCGCAUGGCACCAAGCUAGCCCAAGUGCUCACCACUGUGGACCUCAUCUCUCUCGGAGUCGGCAGCUGCGUGGGCACUGGCAUGUAUGUGGUGUCUGGGCUGGUGGCCAAGGAAAUGGCAGGACCUGGCGUGAUAGUGUCCUUCAUCAUUGCUGCUGUUGCGUCCAUACUAUCAGGAGUGUGCUAUGCAGAGUUUGGAGUUCGAGUCCCCAAGACUACGGGAUCUGCCUACACCUACAGCUAUGUCACUGUUGGGGAAUUUGUGGCGUUUUUCAUUGGCUGGAACUUGAUCCUGGAGUACCUGAUUGGCACGGCAGCUGGCGCCAGUGCCCUGAGCAGCAUGUUUGACUCCCUAGCAAACCAUACCAUCAGCCACUGGAUGGUGGACACAGUGGGCACCCUCAACGGCCUGGGGAAAGGAGAGGAGUCCUACCCAGACCUUCUGGCUCUGGUGAUUGCUGUCAUCGUGACCGUAAUUGUGGCUCUGGGGGUGAAGAAUUCUGUGGGCUUCAACAACGUCCUCAACGUACUGAACCUGGCAGUGUGGGUGUUCAUCAUGAUUGGAGGCUUCUUCUUUGUCAAUGGCAAAUACUGGGCUGAGGGCCAGUUCUUGCCCCACGGCUGGUCAGGGGUGCUGCAAGGAGCAGCCACGUGUUUCUAUGCUUUCAUUGGCUUUGACAUCAUUGCCACCACUGGGGAAGAAGCCAAGAACCCCAACACAUCCAUCCCGUAUGCUAUCACCGCGUCCCUGGUCAUCUGCCUGACAGCGUAUGUGACUGUGAGCAUGAUCUUAACGCUAAUGGUGCCGUAUUACGCCAUCGACACAGAGUCCCCCCUCAUGGAGAUGUUUGUGGCCCAUGGCUUUUACGCUGCAAAGUUUGUUGUGGCUAUUGGAUCAGUGGCAGGACUGACAGUCAGCCUGCUGGGCUCCCUGUUCCCCAUGCCCAGAGUCAUUUAUGCCAUGGCUGGUGAUGGACUGCUUUUCAGGUUCCUGGCUCACGUGAGCUCCUACACAGAGACUCCAGUGGUAGCAUGCAUCGUGUCAGGGUUCCUGGCUGCUCUCCUCUCACUGCUGGUCAGUCUGAGGGACCUGAUAGAGAUGAUGUCCAUUGGCACACUCCUCGCCUACACCUUGGUCUCUGUCUGUGUCUUGCUCCUUCGAUACCAACCCGAGAGUGACAUCGAUGGCUUUGUCAAGUUCCUGUCUGAGGAGCACACCAAGAAGAAGGAAGGCAUCCUGGCUGACUGUGAGAAGGAGACCUGCUCCCCUGUGAGUGAAGGGGAGGAGUUCUCCAGCACUGCCACCAACACCUGUGGGGCCAAGAACCUGCCAUCGUUGGGGGACAAUGAGAUGCUCAUAGGGAAAUCAGAUAAGUCCACCUACAACGUAAGCCACCCCAACUACGGCACUGUGGACAUGACCACAGGCAUAGAAGCCGAUGAGUCAGAAAACAUCUAUCUCAUCAAGCUGAAGAAGCUGAUUGGACCCCGAUACUACACGAUGAGAAUCCGGCUGGGCCUUCCAGGCAAAAUGGACCGGCCCACAGCAGCAACAGGGCACACGGUGACCAUCUGCGUGCUCCUGCUCUUCAUCCUCAUGGUCAUCUUCUGCUCCUUCAUCAUCUUUGCCUCUGACUACAUCUCGGGCCGGAGCUGGUGGGCCAUCCUUCUGGUUGUUCUGAUGGUGCUGCUGAUCAGUGCGCUGGUGUUUGUAAUCCUGCAGCAGCCAGAGAACCCCAAGAAGCUGCCGUACAUGGCCCCCUGCCUCCCCUUUGUGCCUGCCUUUGCCAUGCUGGUGAAUAUCUAUCUCAUGCUCAAGCUCUCCACCAUCACAUGGAUCCGGUUUGCGGUUUGGUGCUUUGUGGGUCUGCUCAUUUAUUUCGGGUAUGGCAUCUGGAACAGCACCCUGGAAAUCAGCGCCAGAGAGCAGGCCCUGCACCAAAGCAUGUAUCAACGCUACGAUGUGGAUGAUCCUUUUUCUGUGGAGGAGGGAUUCUCCUAUGCCACUGAGGGCGAGAGCCAGGAGGACUGGGGCGGGCCAGCCGAGGACAAAGGCUUCUAUUACCAACAGAUGUCAGAGGCGAAGACAAACACCCGGACGAGUAGCAAAGCGAAAAGUAAAAGCAAGCACAAGCAGAACUCAGAGGCCCUGAUUGCAAACGAUGAGUUAGAUUGCUCUCCGGAGUAGGGCUGAACUGCAGGCGCCGAGAGGGUGGCUUCUCUGUGAAUCCAGCCUGUGUGCUGGCAGGUGGAACCUUCUUCCCACUCUCAUUUCACAAACUUCCCCAAAGGCCAUCCCCAGGCACAACCUGUCAUUUGCUAUUUUUGCUGUUCAGGAAAGUUCUAUUGAAGGGUUUUACCCAGGGCCCUUAAUUGACCCCCUUGUAAAAAAAAAAAAAAAUCAAAAUCAAAAGAAAUUCUAUGUUAGUGAGCUGUCCCAGCAGAGGACAGCAAAUGUUUCCUUUGCAGGAUGGAUCUUCGUGCUAAGAUCCGAGCAGGCUUUCCUCCAACCCUGCUGAGACUCCAGGCCCUUGGGAGAGGAGCCACAAAGGUGGCUGUGGUGUGAGGUGGCUCUAUAGCCCCCAGAGCAGAACUAGGAGCUGCUCCGCCAGGCCUGUAGGUCAGGCUGCUUCAGGACUUUCUCAGUCAGCAACACUGUGUCCUUAAAUCUCACCUCCCCAAGACUAUCCACAGAGAAGACCGGCUUCUCUUUACUCACCAAAGUUCUUACAGUUUCCAGACUAUAAGGUUAGGAUCCAGAAAAGACAGAAGACUCUGAGACCAUAUUCCCCGUAAAACAGACUCGUAGUAAUCAAAGUAUAGUAAGAAGUACCACCAAAUCUUUACUUAAAUGCUCAAGAAAAAGAAAGAAAGAAAGAAAGAAAGAAAGAAAGAAAGAAAGAAAGAAAGAAAGAAAGAAAGAAAAGUAACUUUAGUAACCAUCUCUCGAAUAGAGGUCAGGAAGGCAUUGGCAGAAAUGAACUGUCUGUCAUGUGUUCCCUUACACCAGACUCUAAGCUCCUGCAGGUCUGGGGAAAAGACAGAGGUCGAGUGUGAUUGCAGGCCUCUGAUAUGCCUGGAAAAAAUGGGCUAUUUGUUCUAUAAUCAGAUAAAAAUCUAUGUGAGGAGCAGUAACCCAGCCACUGAGAUCAUAUUGCAAAUCCUACUUUAUAUUUCUAAAAUUAUAAAAUCUGCAGGGUUUUUCCUCUUUGGCUAGGUUUUCCUCUUUGGCUGCCUGAAUGGAUGCUGCUGGUUUCCAGAGAUGUGGAAGACCAGGAACUUGGGUCAUCCAGCUCAGAGAGCUCUAAUUCCCACCUGGACUUCCCUCCUCUAGGCUUGCUCACUUUUAGAGUGGUUUUCAUCUUAGUUCCGAAAGCACCUUCCCUGAGGUCCAGAGAAAUGACUGUCUGGUGGGGGUUAAGCAUAGGCCUCCAAAGAGAUUCUUGAAGAAUUUUCUCCGAAACAGGAUAGAUGAAUUUACAACAGAAAACCAUGUGGCUUCAGUAGCAUGUGUGCAUAUGUGUAUGAACACAAACUUCUCUCGCUAAGAUUUCGGCGAGAAUUUUUUUGGAAAUGGGGCAAACGAGCAAAUUCCUUGCCCUCUGCUCCUCAAUUCAUCAUCCGCCAAAAAUUUUCAUGAAUAUCAACUAACAUCACUUCUUUCUUGCUUGCUCCGAGGUGCAUGUUUUCUUGGCAUGUACUUAGGUUACAGAGAGAAGGCAUGUUCCCUGUUGAGCUGACUGCCUAAAGUACACCAGCGGCUAAGUAGAGGCCAUGAGGAGAUCUGUAACCUCAGCCCUCCGAACCUAGGAGACGGCAGGGUCCCAUGACAGGUACAAGAAGCUUCAACGUAACAGAUAAACAUCAACUGAAACUAUUUUUUUAAUGAUGCUUUUAGAUCAGUUGCGUACCAUGCUCUCAGCCAGUGUCUGCCAGUGCACUAAAAUAAGUACAUUUUUUUACAUCUCGUUAUCACUCCAUAUUAACUAUGUAGAACCCAGCUUCCGGUACUCAUUCUUACCAGUUUUAUGUAAUGUCUGACAAAGCUGUUUCCUCUUGCCUAAACUUAACCAUCACAACGCAGUGCCUGGCCUGCAACGAACACCCUGGAGAACUCCCUGUAAGAUAAUUAGGAGUCAUGUCUGUCAAAACUAAGUUUUAAACUGGGGUAGGAUGCAGAAAACCUGCCUAGUAGAAACAGCUAUUAAGCUGGGUCCGCUUCUCAAUGUACGUGGUAAUGUUCUCUUCCUUAGAUAUGGUUAGGAGAAAUAUGGAUGCAACGUAACAAAUAUUAACGUGGGUGGAAAGUUACGUCUUCCUGGUGGUGUUUAGGGAUUAAAGUAGCAAUGGUCUGGUGGCAGGCGUGUGCUAUUUCUGUAGCAUAAGAAAGAGCAUGGGCUUUACGGUUGAUGUCGUUAGUGUUGAUUCUGUGCAGAGCCAAUGAAUUAUUCUCAUCUCGGAUGCCAUUUUUCUCAGUAGCUUUAGAUGUUUUUAAUCGUUGCUCUCUUCAUUUUUUUAAAAUUGUUGGGGUUAUCUUCUUAGCUAUCUUGGUUUUUAAAGUAUAUAUAUGUGUAUGUAUGUAUGUAUGCAUAGCUUGGAAAGUUUUCUCAGGUACGUAGCAUGUUUUCACCAUAUUUUUUCCACUCCUGUGAAAGAGUCCCAGGUUUCACAAGAAGGUUUUGAAAUACCAUCAUAUUUGAACAUCGUGUUUAUGAGACUGCAUUAAAAGUAGGGUUACCUUAUAAAUAAUUCUCUUAGAAAAGCUCUUCCGAUGGGGGUUCAGUGUAUGUGGGAUGUCUAAUUUUGGAGCCAGUAAUUUAAUCUUUUAAAUUGUAUUCUAUUUAUUAGCACUCUGCCUCGUUUCGUUAAGACUGGAGGCAGUUGUCAAAACACAAGCGCUCCAGAGCCAAGAGGAGGAAAACAGUGGACAUGGGAGGAGAGAGGGAACUUAGAGCGGAAUGUGUGAGACGCGCAAGCGUAAGAACUCUCAAGGGGUCUGCUGAGUUUUCCAAUGAAGAACACCUUAGAACGCAAUAGGCUUGUCAGUAAUGACAGCCAGGACUGCUACAUGAUAAUAAGUAAUAAAUAAAUAAACCUUUCCCCAUGAGGCAGAGUGUUAAAACAGCACAGACCGCUGACAUCCACAGAGAAGCUCCAAAGCUAGAUUACACUAACUACGUGUACCUAAUGGUUAGUCGAUAUCAAGAAAUACCUGCUGGGCAGUGGUGGCGCACGCCUUUAAUCCAGCACUCGGGAGGCAGAGGCAGGCAGAUCUCUGAGUCAGAGGCCAGCCUGGUCUACAAGAGCUACUUCCAGGCCAGCCAGGGCUACACAGAAAGUCCUUGUCUAGAAAGAAGGAAGGAAGGACGAUAUUAUUGGUGGGGGGAAUGAGUGGAUAAAGGAAAUAAAGGAAAAUAAGCCACCUAUUCAGUAGUUAUCCACAGAGUACCCGUUGUGUGCCAUGGCCUACUCUGAGGCCAUGAUAAGUGGAAGUCCAGUUCUUAAGAAAUAAGAUCUGGAGGACUGGCCAGACAGCUCAGAGGGUCAGAGGCUUGACUAGCAAACCUGAUGGCUUCAGUUCGAUCCCUGGAAGCUGCAUAAACAUGAAAGAAGUGACUCCACAUAUCUGUUCUCCGACCUUCACUUGGGUGUCCUGGGACACACACACACCAUGCAUACACAUUCAGUAAUCAUAAACAAAACUUUCUAAGAAAUCUAUUUAGAACAGUAUCAAAGAUGGCAGGCGGGAUGGAGAUAAGAAUGUGCUUUGGGGCUUCAAUGUGGAAAACACCUCCACACACUGGAGAGAUCAAAGAACACGGUGUACACGCAGCCCGUGGGAGCAGCAGAGCCUUAACAAGGCAGAAACGGAAGAGAGGCAUGCAGAGGACAAGCUAAGAUGCAGACUGUGGCUGAGGGCUGCCCUGAGUUUUGUUCUUUGCCUUCCUCCAGGAAAAGCAAGGAGCUGGGGUGGCUGUCGCUAUAAUUUACGUGUGAUUCACAUGACACAGUAAGAGAGAUGCCAGGAAAGUAGGGGAGGGGUCAGUCACAGCUCGAGUGACAAGCCCACUGGUGCUCUGCGGGUGAGGAAUGCUUGUUAGGGUUGUGGGUGGAUGAGUCAGGCAAGGUUGGACUUGAGAAAACCUGGGCAGUGGUAUCAUUGCCCAGGCAAGGAGCAAACGGGUCACGUACACACAUUUAGCAGAGAAAUGAAAAAGUUCCAUGCUCAAAGCGAGACACUGCUCUUCCUCUCAGAUGUUACAUUCCCUUAGGAAACUGUUAUCAUCUAACAUGCAGACACACAACACAGCUUUUCAACUUUACAGCUUUUGACAAUUCCUUUCAAUGACCAAAUCUAACUUCUGCUUGUAUCUGUCUAAUCUGAAUAGUAAAACCCCUGCUUCUGACUUGACUUAAAUUGAGCUCGAGGCUGGUUUAAACUAGAAGAGAAGUUGAAUGUUGGAAUUAUGAAAAAAAGAAAAUCCCGGGUCUGCCUCUUAGUAAGAGCCAGUCCUGUGCCUCCACAAUGCUACAAAUGCAGCCACUGUUAGAAAACAAGAUUCAGAGAAAUGUCUGUGCAACUGAAAAGGAUUGAGAAAUCUGACACCCUUUGGAUCUUGCUUGUUGGAAAUCACAUUACCAGAGAAUUCCUCUUCGAAAUAUAUAGAAUCAUAAGUAGAAUUUCCAUCUUAAGUAUCCACCUGAAAGACUAGUGGAAAUUGAUGUUCUGUUUGCCGCUGGGCUUUUACAGGGGCCUGGGAAACCCCUGAGACUCAGGCACAGGUUGGUCCACCUUUCCUGCUCAUGUUAGAACGUUCUCUGAUAGAAAGUCAAACGUCAGGGCAUAAGCUGCAGCUAGACCUGGAUCAGUUCCGGGAGUCCUGGGGGCAGCGGUCCACUCUUGGACCCCAACGUCCACAUGGGAGUGCACCAGAGAUGACUUCCAUUUCCCAAGGAGCGGAACGUGGAGGAAAACCAGGAAAAGGUGCUCGCCAUCGUGGUGGGACUUCUCUCCAUUCUCAAACGUCUUUCAAAAAGACUUGUUAAUAAGACAGGCAUUUCCAACCCAUUUUUAUGAAGCCUCCACAGGCCCUUUCCCUGGGUACUUCUUUAACGCCGAUUAUCCGUUUAUCUGCAGAAAGGCCCUUUGGAGACGCAAGACCAACAACAGUAGCCUGACCAUCAGAGUCCACAGUUUCUGUUGACAUUGUUUCAGGCUAGAAACUGCAUCCCAACCCAGAGGGUCCACACCAGCAGGGCCAGAAGGCUGCAUCCUCCAGAACCGUCACUGCAUCUCCAGUUGGUUAAGAGUUCUUGCUGCCGGGCGGUGGUGGCGCACGCCUUUAAUCCCAGCACUCGGGAGGCAGAGGCAGGCGGAUCUCUGUGAGUUCGAGGCCAGCCUGGUCUAGUUCCAGCUAGUUCCAGGACAGGAACCAAAAGCUACGGAGAAACCCUGUCUCGAAAAUCAAAAAAAAGAAAAAGAAAAGAAAAAGAAAACCAAAAAUUAACAAUAACAAUAAUAAUAAAAUAAGAGUUCUUGCUGACCAUAACUACCUGUGACCCUAGCUCCAGGAUGUACGCCCUUGGGCACUACACCCUGCGCACAUGCUCAAACACAUACACAACAUUUUUUUUUUAAAGAAAAAUAAUUCUCUGAAAAAAUAUGGGAUGUCCUCUUUUCCUGUUUUGGGCUUAAAGCCCAAAGAGAUUAGUAAAGGUUUAAAGUCCACCAGAAAUUCAUAUGUAUUCUGCCAUAGCAGCUAGAAUAGUAUUGGAAUCACUCAUUAAUAUAAAUGCAUGGACUCACACAGCCCGAAGGAGACUUCCAAAAAGACGACAUAGGUUUGAAGUCUCCUGACACAGAUGGCUCUAAUCUUGUACUCUUUCUGAAUAUUUAGUGUGUGUUGGUUCAGAUAAGGGAGAAAAAUAGCAUCCUGUUGGGAGCAGGAGGCCAGGAUGGCCGGGACUUUUAUGUUGAAAACCUCCUCUGUGCUCUUUUUUGUUUCUGUCUAGCUUUCCUGGCUUUAACACUGGUAGUACAGGCUAAAGGAAACCUUGGGUCAUGUGAAUAUUGACAGAAGUGCAGACUCUGAAGGGCUGCGUUCGUUCUGGUGUUGGGGUGAUGUCCUGGUCCACGGACAUCCUUCGAGGGCUCUUGGCAGUUGCUGACAGACAGGUUUCGUUUCUAGUCAUGAAGUUGAGAGCUGACACUGGGAAUCAUAAGCCCCUGCUUCCCAAAGCAGAGAUGCUGUUGAUGUUAUAAAAAGCACCUAAAUACCUCAACUAUCUGGGCUGAGAAAAGGAGCUUCAGGCUUUCAAGAGGGCGUCUAAUGUCCUCGCUCCACUUAGUGACAACGUAGUGACUGCCAACAGGACCCGGCAUUCUGCUUCUUCUCACUGUGGGAAAGUAUCAUGACCAUUUAAUUCAUAUCCCAAAGUUAUAAAUACAACCUGUAAAUUCCACUAACCUGUUUCAGUUUCGUUUGGUCCUUAAAAAGUACAACUUGCAUUUUGCAGAUGGUCAUUUCUGGUGUGUUCUCGGCUACUUUCUUUUCCUGUAUGAAAUUGUUGUAUUGUUAAUGUGUUCGUUUUGUGGUUUCAAUUCCCAUUGGUGCACUGUACAAUGGGGCGUUGUAAUGUACCAUGAAGAAAAGGAUAACAUGCAGAUGUACUAUAAAGUGUGUUUUAUUUUCAAAUGACUGUGGUGUUGACAAAUAUUUUGAUUUAUCAAAAUACUAAGGAAAGUUAUAAAUUUACCAAAAUGUGUAUAUUUUAAUAAAUGCAUAAAGCUU